AUGAGGAUAUUGAAUGUUGCGGAAAAACCUUCUGUUGCGAAAUCGAUAUCACUGGUGUUGUCUAGUUCGUUGAGCAUCAAGAGGGGACUGCAUCAAUGCUGUCCGAACAUACAAUUUGACAAUGGAAACGAGAUGGUUUUCACAAGUGUGCUAGGACAUCUGUUUUCGAGCGACUUUGAGAGCAAGUGCCGAUGGAAUGAAAUUGAUCCCGAGCAGCUGUUUACAGAAAGGAUUGUGAAAUAUGUGCAGCCUGAUUUCAUGCGCAUUAAGGAGAAUAUUGAGAGAGAGGCGCAGAGAGCGGACAUGGUUAUUAUAUGGACGGAUUGCGACCGAGAGGGAGAGAAUAUUGGACGGCAGAUAAGGGAUGUGGUGUAUGGAGUAAAGCGGAUCCAAGUGAGGAGAGCAAGGUUUUCAGGGAUUACACGAAAGGAUGUACAGAAUGCGCUUGACAAUCUGGAGGAUGUGAAUGAAGCUGAGGCAGAUGCGGUGGACUCGAGGAUUGAGCUUGAUUUACGAAUAGGUUCAGCAUUUACAAGAUUACAGACACUGUCGAUUGGAAGUGAGUGCAAGGAUAAGAAGAUUUUGAGUUUUGGACCAUGCCAGAUACCUACGCUAGGAUUUGUGGUUGAACGAGCAAGGGAAAGGGAGAAGUUUAUUUGUGAAGCUUUUUGGACACUGAGGUAUAUAGUGAAGAACGAAGGACGUGAGAAUAUGUUUUUGUGGAGACGAGGAUCUGUGUUUGAUAGGAAUUGUGUGAUUUAUUUUUUUAGGCGAUUGGAAAAACAAGAGGCAAGGAUAGUGUCUAGGAAGGUUAUAGAGAGAACCAAGUAUAAGCCACUGCCAUUGAGAACUGUUGAGCUGCAGCGUAAGUGCUCGAGCUAUUUCAAGAUGAGCGGGCACAUGAUUAUGGAGAUAGCGGAAGGAUUGUACAAUAAGGGAUAUAUUAGCUAUCCAAGGACUGAGACGGAUGUUUUUGACAAGAAAUUUGAUUUUAUGCAUGUUAUUCUGAAGAUAUGUAAGGAUUCAAAAGUUGGAGUUCAUGCAAGUAAGCUGAAAGAUGGGUUUAAGCACCCACGAAGUGGAAAGAACAAUGACAUGGCGCAUCUACCGAUAUAUCCAUUGAGGGAUGGCGAAGGACUGAGUGGAAAAGACAGGGAUGUGUAUGAGUUUGUGUGCAGAAGGUUUUUGGGAUGCCUGAAUGAUGAUGCAAAAGGCUUAGAGACGUGCUAUGAGAUGAUGGUUGGAGAUGAGGUGUUUGAGAUGAAAGGACUGCAGGUUGUUGAGAGGAACUAUCUGGAGGUGUAUUACUAUGAGAAAUGGGACGAGAAGGAAGUGAGUGCGUUUGUAGAAGGAGAGGUAGUGAAGGGAAAUAUGAGUGUAGAAGAAGGAAAGACAAGUGCGCCUGAGUAUUUGAAUGAAGCUGAGCUGAUAAGUUUAAUGGACAAGAAUGGGAUAGGGACUGAUGCAACAAUACAUGAGCACAUUCACAAGAUUCAGGAAAGAGGAUACGCUAGAAGGGUUGGUGAGGAAAUACGACCUUUGAGUCUUGGAACAGCGCUUAUUGAUGCGUAUGAGAUGUUUGGACUGGAAGUGAGCAAGUCCAAGUUGAGGAAGGAGCUUGAGCAGAAGCUGAAGGAGAUAUCAUCUGGAAGAAUGGAAGGAAGAAAUGUUGUUGAGAAUGAGAUUUUAGUGUACAAGAGAAUAUAUGGUGUUUUGAAGAGGAAUAUUGCAGAGUUUGCGAGAGUGGUUAUUAAAGGAAUUGAUUGUGAGGAGAAGCCUAUGAAGGAAGAAAAAAGCCGAAGAGGAGAAGAAAGGAAGUUUGUGAACUAUUCUAAUGAAAAUACUGAAAAGCGAGUUGUUAAAGAGAAUGUGAGGAAUGGCAGUUUUAAGACAAGUGAUAUAAAGGGAAUGAAAGUCAAGGAGGAAGUUGGACAAGUGAAGAAGAGUGAGGGGAGUUCAAAGAAGAUUUGCGAGUGUGGGGUAGAAGGGAAGGUUUUGGAGGUGAAGCAGGGAAGCAAUUCAGGAAGGAAGUUUUACUGUUGUGGUAGGUAUCCGAAGAUGUGUUAUUUCUUUGAAUGGAUGGAUGAUCGAGUUGAUGGAAUGAGAAAGGAAGCAAAUGAAGGGAUUAAGUGUCAUUGUGGAUAUGAGCCACAGCUUUUGACUGCAAAUACUGAGAGCAACAAGGGAAGGAAGUUUUACAAGUGUAAGAAGGUUUACAAGCCAUGUAAGUUUUUUGAAUGGGAGGAAUAA
Ordospora colligata OC4 is the source of this 2250-nucleotide messenger RNA. Its product is annotated as topoisomerase IA. Gene Ontology annotation, cellular component: nucleus. Gene Ontology annotation, biological process: DNA topological change. The coding region runs from base 1 to 2250 and encodes 749 amino acids. Gene Ontology annotation, molecular function: zinc ion binding; DNA topoisomerase type I (single strand cut, ATP-independent) activity; DNA binding. Lineage: Eukaryota; Fungi; Microsporidia; Ordosporidae. The record is from RefSeq and is a predicted model, not a curated record. The transcript has a single exon.